CUUAAAUUCCAAAAUUCUAUUUCACAUUCUGUAGUGAUAAGCCUGAAGCAAGUACAACUUUUGCUGUUCAUAGGUUGUCCUUUUCAGAGACAUCUUUGGAAAUCACUUUGUUGUCCACAUUUUAUGGGUACUUUAUUGUCAGGACGAUGUAAGUCCAGACAUUUUGCAUGGAAAAAAACAUUGAAACCCAGCAGUCUAGAUUGAAACGGAGAUUCCAGGAGAAAUAAUUUUUUUCAUUUAAUGAUCUUGGAAUUGACUUGUGAUAUUUCAUUUAAAAAUCCUGCCUUAAACUGGUAUAUCACACUUGUACUAUUAAGAACCCAUAGAAUGGAGGCCUUAAGAACUUUGCAUGCUAAGAUACUGUGUAAUAUCUCACUAUAUAAAAUGAGUAUGCCAAGAAGCCCAGGGACUAGCAUUCCCUUUUGGAAAAUUAAUCCUUUAAUAUAUUUGUUUCCAGAUUGUGGACUGCAGACACAUAAUCACAGUAUGAUACUGAUCUGCAGUAUCAUAUCAUUCCAUUUAGGGGUUUUAAUUAAAAGUUUGGUGUGAAGGCUGCAUAGUGGUUCCCUGUUAUGUUUGAAGUUUGACAGUGGUCCAUGAUGCAAAAAUUUAGGAAUGUUCAUUUAGGAGAAUUAAGAGUCCUAGAUCAUUACAUUUUGCUUUCAUUUAAUCCUGUAAUUUUUUUUUCUUCUUUCAAAUAUGAUUAAAACCAAUGAGAAAGGAAAUAUUUGAAGUGAUUUGCAAAGUUAUUUGAUUUUUAUAAAAUUACAUGGUGUGAUGUGCUGUAUGUACCAAACUACAGACAGACUUUCAGCUCCUAAAUUAAGUACACUUUUUUUGUUCUGGUUUAAGCCCAUUGAGAAUUCUGCCAGUUAGGUUUUUCUCUUCUGUGAUCAUCUUGCACAUAAUAGUCUGAUGUUGCAGAUACUUGCAGAAGCAUAGCAAAACUGGUAGCAUCAUGUAUGUGGUUUUAUUUUUAAUUUAUAUUAUAUUAAAGCAUAUUUCUAUCCUGAAAGAUGUUAUGUGAAACUACUGCAGUAUAUAUUAAAACAGUUGCUGGACUCCUAACUAAUCUAAUAUGAAUAACCAAGGUAUGCAAUAAUUAAUGCUUAAGGACAAAAAAGGGUUUUCUUUAAAAUAGAGAAACACGUAUAAAAAAAAAAAACCUUAAAUAGAUACCUUUUAAAAUAGGACUUUUGAUUCUUGAUCAGUGUUAAGGUAUAAGUCUACACAGUUUUAUGUACUGUUUGAUGGUGUUUAUUUACCUGUAAGAGUUUAAGUAAUGUCACACCACAGUCCUGGUGGAAAUGGCUAUCUAAACAGCUGGGACUGGUUUGUGGAAGUGACGGAAUUGGCUUCUGCCAGAGGCUUCCUGUGCUGGUGCAGUGACACUGUUUUCUCCAUUUUACAUUCUGCUCAGUGACUCUCACUUUCAAAACUAAGAUUAUCAGAAACAAUAAAAAGAAAGGCAACAAAAAACUUAUUUUCCUUUUCCAUUGUAUGGAUGAAAAUAAAGUGUGUGAUAAUGAGCUUUGUUACCUCUAGAGGUGAAAAACCAAAACAACUGGAUGAACAAUGUACAGUGAUCAACUCACGUGUAAUUCUUUGUUUAAAUUAGUUUUAAUGCAAAAUUGGUUUUGUAAAUGUCCUUUUUUCCCUCUUCCUGCAUACCUCAGGCAUCAUUGAAUUGAUAAGCAAUACUUAAAAGAGAUUUUUAAUGAUUCCUAAUAUAAUUCCAGCUUUCAUAAACCAUAAAGAAACUUUCUUACCUAGUAAAUAUGAAACAUGGAAUGAAAUCUGUACUAUGUAUCAACAUAAAACUGUAUGUAAACACAAACGAUGAUGUUGAGCUGUGUAACUGUUUGAUUAAGAGCACAUAGCUACAACAUACACAAGUCGCUAUCCAGAGAAAGACUCCUUCUUUUGAUAAAACUACUACCUUUUCAUAAUUAUUUCCUGAGUUCUCACUUUUCAGGAAUACUGUGAAAACAUACGUAAUUUCUUUUAACCUCAUUGUAUGUGUGUGUUGAUAUUUUUGGCCUGCCAGUUUAAAUCACCGUUAAAACUAGCGAUGUGUAAGUUGCUGUGAUUAAAAUCUACGUUAAUGUAAGUAACCAUCAGUGCAAACAGUGCAAUGAAUUCAAAAUAUGUUGUGUACCUGUUUCUCUUUACUUUCUGAGGUAUUUGGCACAAAGUCAUAUUACUUCUUUAAAUCAGCACUGUGUUGCAUUUAUUGGGUAGUGCAUGGCAGAAACAGAAGCGCUGUUUUCAGAUUACCUAAAUAUUUUUGUAUUUUCCAAAUAUCCCCUAGCUGGGGUAUUGUAUUAAGGGAAGUUCACAGUAGUUCAUAGUAUAUUCUUCCUACCUUAGUCUAAAAUCCUGAGCAGAUUUUUCAUCCUGAUCUUCAAAUGCUGGAACUUGGAGAGAGUCAGCCACAGUUACUUACAUAACACGAGAGAAAAUGCCAGGGGUGAUUGAGUCCAGGGAUUGGAGUUCUUAAUAUCUUGAGCAAAGGCUGUAGAAAUAAGGAUGUAUGUUUAUAGUAAUUAAUUAUAGAGCAUUAAGAAAAUAAGAUCAAAUCUGGAAGACCUCUUGUAAUUAAUCAUGGCUUUGCUGGAAUAGUAUCUACCUUCAACUUCUCCAGUGCCUCUUGCGAUAAGGGCUGGAAGAUACUGUGGGGCUGAUUGUACAAUGCUUUGUGCUCAGUCUGUUCAUGGGGUAGAAAACAGUGCCAGAUGAAGAUCCAGGACUAUCAAUAACAAGUAUUUAGCUGAGAACUAUCAGAAAAAAACAAAACCAACAUGACAAAAACCAAAAAAAAUCCAAUCCAAACCAAAGUUGUCACAGCUGUGUCCUUUUAAGGUCAACACGAAAAAGACUCUUGUCAAGUUGACAGAGGGAGAUGACUUACUGAUGUAACCCAAGGCAAAAGAGAUAAGCAAUAAAAAUAGUGUUGCAUUUCUGUUUGAUGGAGUGACUUCUCCUAACAGCUUACAGAGACAACCAAGCAGAGAAAUGCACCAAGUUAGUUGCUGUGACAGUGAAGCUGAUAAAUCACGUAGAAAUCUGAUUGUGCCAAUUCCACUGGGUUUUGAAGCCUGAAUUUUGCUAUAUUUAAUAAGGGCUUACAUAAAGUCAUCAAAAUAUGCCAGACCUUAAUUUCACUGAAAUAAAACUCCUUUCUACCAGGUAAAAAGGUAAAUAUAAAUGGAUAGUUUAUUUCUAAUAGUGGUCUUUUUUAGCAUUCAUAUGUGGACAUAAGGAAACAAAAAGUUGAUUAGACUUCCAGCAUUCAAGCAAUCUUUUUAUUUGGUAGAAAAAUAUGCCAAAGAUAGGAUUCUCACUUAGUAAAGGAGGUUCCUGGGUAGAAGGAGAAUUUACCUCUUUUUCUGGACCAGUUCAUCACCCUUCCAUCUAGCUUCUGUAUGGUAUGGUUGUUUUUUGUGCAUUUUAAACAUUUUUAUCGUCAUUGUGAACUAAUAACUGCUUUUCUAAUGUGAACUUCUAUGUAACACAGUGCACCAAAUUCUAGCUAGAGCAUAGCUUCUGCUGUGUAAUAUAAAAUCUGAGUAUCAUUAGCAUAGCUGACAGAACUAUAGUUUCAAAGCAUUUUAAUGACAAGGAGGCUAUUAUAAUACUCCUCUGCACGUAUCUUAGUGAAUCAGUUUGCUUGCAAUAAUGAUUUUAUUUUUCUGAAGACAGCACUUAUAUUUCCUGGCACAUAAAGAUUAUUUUCUCCUGAAAUCUUCUUUUCCCUCUCUCUUCUUUAAAAGAGACAUUUUAAUAGUUCCUUCAAGGCCUGGCUUAUUUUUGUUCCUCUGCUCUGUCAGGGAUGGCUUUGUGUUCCCUGUGUGCUGGCAAGGUGGGCUGCAAGUGUGCAGAAGCCAUCAGCCAGGCCAGGAGUGUGGCAGCUGCCCCAGGACCUAUAGUAUGGUCACCUGUCCUGUCAUCCUUCUGGGUGGAGAGUAGGUGCAGCUUUGGUAUGGAGGUUUUUCAGGUGUGUGUGACCCUUUCCUGGCUUGUUCCUGGUGCUGGUUCUAGUGCUGGUUGAGUUUGCAAAGGCAGAGAAGGAGAUGGGAGCUGGGCUGUCCAGAGGAGAAGUGAACUCCUUUAAUCCAAGCCUGAGUUGCCUCUGAAAGGCACAGUCUGACUGGCCCCUGCCAGCCCUGGGGCGCAAGCAGGGCAUUUUUGGUCAGUGUGGGUGCAGGGAGAGGGCAGGGCCUGAGCCUGCAGACAGUGGUGAAGGGUUGGGCAGCGUCCCUUCAGGUCCAGUAGGGCUUAAGCCCAUCAUAAAAUUGCACAUUUGGAUUCUGGAUCCUGGAUCUGCCCAUGGCACCCUGCCCUUGUCUCAGUGACAGCUCUGCUCCUGAUGAGAAAUGUAACCGAGUUUUCCUUUGAACUUUGUCAGGGUUACCUUCUCCUCUGUGUGCUUGGUGGUGGAAAUCUUAAGUAUUUGCGUUUUGUCACAAGCAAAAGCAAGAACAUCAUUAUAUUUAAAGGGCAAAAAGACCGUCAUGUAUUAUGUCAGGCAGAAACAAAAUGCUGGAAGGGACUGCCAAAUCAAUGAUUAUCCAAGAGCCCUGGUUCUAGUAGACAGUAUGUACCACAAACAAAUAGAUAAAUAAAUAAGUACAUGUUUAAAUGCAUUUCAGUGCAGCAGAAAGAAAAAAAGCAAUAGUAAUAUACUGUGCUAAUGUAGAAGAAGAAGAAACUUGGGACAAAUGGCCUGGUAUUUACACAGCUAAACCAAAAUAAUAUGUGAAGGUUGGUCAGGCCCAAAUGAACCCCAUAAAAAGCUUUUUAGGAAUUCUAAGAGUUGUGUUGGUCAGUUUGACCACAUCAGACUUCUCUGUGUAGCCAUCUCGGUUUUGGCAUUGUGGAUUGAGAACAGGGGUGUUGCAACAAUCUAGAGAGAUGUGGUAGUUUCAAGAAGGAGCAGGGAGACAGUUAGUAUUCUUUCCCCAUUGAAUUGGAUCAAAAGGUUUAUUUUCUUCAGCAGGUAUCACCCAUUAUUGGUUUAGUUUCAUCCAAAGAGAUUACGUUCAGUUGAAAACUAACAUGCAGACUUAUAAUAUUUUGUGUUACAAAAAAAAAAACAAAGAAAAAAAAGAAAAGGUUUCUUUUGAUGUAGUCUCAAAAUGCCUGAACUUGAUCAUCAGUCUCAAUCAGAUCUCUACAGAUUCUGUCUGUAGACUGCUGUCCUACUCAGACUUCAUGCCUAAUUUACUGAAAAUAACUUUACCUGUAUUUUUUCCCCACUUUUAAAUGUAGCUCUGUUAGAUUCUUCUGGCAAAACUGUGUUGGCAGCUCUUGGUGUGUCUUUUGUGAAACCUAUGUAGAGGGCUUGAGAAUUGCCUUCUCAUUGCAUUUUUAAUUACUAAACUGCCGCCUUCAAAAUACAAAAAGAAUGUACAAUGCCUGCUUGAAAUAUGGCACAGUCAGACAUACAAGUGACUGGUAAGACAGUAGAUAGAAAGGAUGGCUUUUUUCACAAAAGUUUUAUAAUGUUACAGUGAAUUCCUGCUGCCCAAGUAAGUAAUACAUAUCUUGUAUUUAGUUUGAAUGCAGAAGAUAGUGUGUUUUUAAAACUAUUGGCCCUUAAAGGGAAUACAGAAGGUCACUAUGAAAAUAAAAAUAUAUAAACAAAAAUGAUAGAGAGAAAGAGUAACUUUUGCCCCAACUGCUUUUGAGGAAACAGUGCCCUUGGCAUGUACAUUCUUAAGGUAUAGUGGUAAGGCUGUGCAUACCCUGAAAAAUGGAUUUGUGUAUGUUGUCCUGAAGUUCUGUGGGAAUUGUGAGCAAUGGGUAGCUCUUUGAACAUCAACCACAGUAUGUAAUCCUUUUUAUGAAGUGACCCACCUUUAUCCUAAAAUUAGGUAGAGUUUUUUUGCCUUGACAGCGUCUGGCAGAAGGAUGUUUCAUAGCCUCACUGCUUUGUCAGUUAAAACCCUUCCUUCUCAUUUUCAGCCCAAAGUUAAUCAUGGCUAGUCUAUUUGUUCUUAUGCCAACUGGAUCCUAAGCUUUUCCCUCCCUAAUGUUUACCUGCUGUUAGCAAUUGUGUUUCUAGUCUAAAUGAGCUUCACUUCACAUGUUCAUAAGGAGAAGAGCCACAUCUUCCAUAUCUUCAUUAAUUUUCAUUAAAAUUAAUCUUCCUUGAACAUUUUAAAAUGGUUUCCUUAAUGCAGCAUCAUCUGUGACAUCAUUACUUACCUGUUUAUGCUCAAAUUUUUGCCUGGGACAAAAGGCCUUUUAAAGUGUGUUUUGGACUGGUUUAUAUUUGUUGUCUACUACUGUGUUGUUUUCUUAAUUUUUUUCAUUCUUCAAUCACUGUUAAUAAAGUGUGAGGGAUUGUUAUUUCAAAGAGCUUGCACUCUUCCCUAUUAGUUUUCAUUCCCAAUUUCAAUACAAUUUUCAGUAGUUUUCUGUAUAUCUCUGUACUUCUCUAGAUUGAAGGUGUCAUAAAACUUAUGUUAUCAUUCAGUUUCCUUAGUAUUGUCUGUAUAAACACUUGAGAUUUGUCUUGUUAGCUCAUCUGCAAUGCAGCUGUUUGAAAUGAGACUUUUAGACCCUGAUGGACUCGUUCAAAUGGAAGGAAGUGACUUCAGAAUAGUGUAGAAGAGUUUCAGUCUCUGCUUUGUCAUUUGGCCUCAAGGCCAGGCUCACUUCUUGAUGAGUGUUACAAAAACAGUGUAAACAUAGCUGUGAUAUGGCUGUUUAGGAGUGGGAGUGAUUAGUGUGUAAUGUUGAUUUUCUAUGGACACAAAGGAAAUUAUGAGACCAUGUUUACUUGCCGAACCAUAGGUCUGCCUCUCUUAUUUUAAUCAUCUAUUGUAUUUAGGGAGCAAAAAAAAGAAAGAAAAAAAAAGAAAUAAUAAUAAUAAAAAAAUGGCUUUAUAAACUAGAACAGAAAGUAUCCCUUCAGUAUUGCUGAAAGGUAGAGUGCUUGUAGGAAGCAUAAGCCAGUGCUGAGCAGUUGCUGAUUCUCUCCUGCAGACCAGACUCUGCAAUUCUAAUCUGCUGGAUGGUGCAUGUUGCGUUUUGUCUGUUUGCUUGAGUUCCUACUGAUGGAGUCCAAAAAGCUUGGGAGAACGGUGCCAAACCGGAUUUUUUGACGCCCAGUCAGGAUGUUGCCAGAGUGAGCAUUUGGAGCUGGGAGCUGCAGAAGAGUAUCCCACAGUUGGGAUGCACCCACGAUCUGAUGUUGGAUUUUUCUCAUGUAGCAAAGCAAAUAAAGUGCCAGGCUGUCUGCUUCAGAAAUGCUGACUGUUGCCACAGUAUCUUAUGCUGAUAGACUGUUGUUGAUUAAUCUUUUGAGUAUUUGAGAAUUCAUUUUCUGUCAGUGCAUUGCAAUAAUUUUCUUACUUUAACCUUUGUAUAUUUAUAAUUACAGGAAGCAGUUUAACUGGCAGUGAGAAGUGCCUGAUGCUUUCAUGUGGCUUCACUGUUUCCAGCUUGCACAGCAUUGCUAUGGCAGUGUGAGCUUGCACAUGGUCUUCCUUUUGCUCAUCUUGAUGCCUAAACCAUUGACACUUCCUCAGUUCUUGAACCCCAGUUACAGUGCUCACAUGCCAGUUCCAGUACGGCCUAAGAUGUAUUUCAUUUUGCUGGGUUCAAAGAUCAAAUUUUCUUGUGAUGUUGUGAAUUCAGAGCAAAAUGCAGGGAUCUGCAGAAAAUUAUUAGCAGCUGGUUAUCUGUAUAAAGGACACAGGUUAACUUGAAGGGCCUGUGUGUACAAUUAAAUAUGUGUACUUACCUGCCAUGUAAACAAAAGUCCCUGACUUUAUGCACUCUUUCUGCAGUUGAAAUAAAAGGUGGUAUCUUUUCUGUUUUGACAGAUCUUUUAUAGUGAAUGUGAAUGAAAUCAACAGUUACAAUGAUACUCCUAUGUUCCUGUUGUUCCUAUUACCCACAUACAUCUUUAAAGAAAGGAAAAAAAGAAAAAAGGAUAUUUCUUUAAAUCUGAACAAAUUUUAAUUCUACCUGUGAGGAGUGUAGUAUGGGGUCUUUAUUCCACUACCUCCAGUGGACUUGCUAUUUCUCAGUUUAUAGGAUGUUUCCAUGGCUGAUUUUAAUAUUUUCAUAAAUAGUCUCUCAUGCAUCCUCAUUUUUUUCACCCAAAUCUGAUGUCUCAUUCUUUUUGUGUAUUUCCAGUGAUUUACAGUCAUGAUUCAAAUUGAAACAUAAUGAGACAUUAGGCAUUGAUAUGUCAAGCUGUUAGAAAGACGCAAGGGAGAUGAUAAUUUUCAGUAAUUUUAGAGUCUAAUCAAGUGUGUGUUUGUUGCCCAGAUUACAGUGCACUCAUGAAUUACUCGAGUUCCCUUUAGCUCAGAGGCCAGUAGAGUUCUAUGUAGAUAAAGUUCAGUUUGAGCUUAAGGAGCCACAUUUUUUUUCCUCUGGGGUUUGCAGCUUCCAAGCCCCCACUGUUUCCCACAUCAGAGUCUGGGAAGCGAGAAGCAGCAGGUCAGUGCCCACGUGGUGUUUCAGGCACCCCAGCACAGGCAGAGAGACCUGCAGCCCUGCCGGAGCCGUUGGUGCUGUGGGAGCGUGUUGCUGCCACCUCCGUGCCUAACCUUUAAUUAUCCCCGAUGCUGUAAGUGUAAUACAGACUUAUUUGUGCAGCUGGAGUGAGACAAGCGUGCCAUCUUGUGAGCAGGCAAAAUGGCAACCACUGUGGAUUCCGCUGUGGGCGGAUGAAGCAUGAGGGUUAUGAGCGGAGCUGUUGGGUAUUUUUGUUUCAUACUCAAAGGAGAGCCAGAGCUUCAACAACUUAGAGUGUAAUAGGAUGGGAAACCAAAUUGAUUCUUUAGAUCUGAGAGUCAUAAAGAAAAUUAUUUUUCUAUUAAUAGGCCAAGGCUUAUCAAGAUUAUAUGGGAUUCAAUGAUAAUGAGGUUAUUUUUUUUAAAAGAGAGACUUGAAUCUAUAUUUGGUUUAAUCAGUAGAUUUUGAUGCUGGAGAAGACCCAAGUCCUUCAGAAAUACAUUGGUUUACUGCAGUCUCUGUUCUUUAGGUCAUACAUGCAUAUAUAUGCUCAUCUUGUUAUCUGCAUACGAUGGUUGUACGAAUGUCUUCUGACAUGAAGGUUUUUAUCUGUGAUCUUGGACUGUUCUCAUUACUCACAAGAAGAAAAGCCACGGCCAAAUUAUGAAGAUAAUUUCUAAUUUCUCUCAUGUAUUCUUAUUCUUUCAAUACAUGCUGCUUAACAAAAGAAUUGUUUAAGAGAUGCUUAAAUUUAAUUGGCUGUGAUUUCAUCUCUGUCUUCUUCAAAGGAAGGCAUCUUUGCUGUAUAAAUCCGGUUGUACCAGAUUUCAGGGGGUAAGAAAUUUAUAGCUAAUACUAAUUCCUAAAAAAAUGACUACAUCUGUUGUGAAACAUUCUCUACAGAAUUGUCACAGUUUUGGGGUCCUGCAUCACUUAGUCAAGUAAUUUUAGAAGUUGGAUUCUCUCCUGACUCUUAAUGGUACAAAGAUCAGUUUUGCAGCCUUAUGUCUUGUUUAUCAGAUGAAACUGCUACAGGAGUAAUUAUUUACUCUUGACUAGUCCCAUUUUGGGAAGAAUUUGCACGCUGAUAUGUGGAUGAAACAUUUAUCUCUUUGAGUUGUUUGAGAAAGCAGUUGUGGAUUUUCUGCAGCUAUUCAUAGACAGGAAAAUUAGAAGCAGCCCUAACUUGGAUUGAUUGUCAUGGGGAGAGCAAACAGCAACAAAUUAUUGAUGGGCAGCAUCUAGAUGAGCAGAAUGACAUGAUAUGUAUUCAGCCAACUGGCUCACAUUUGGCAGUCCUUUUAUUUAUGAGUUGUGGUUAUCUCACCCCAUCCAUGUUGGACUCUCAGCAUCUCUACCUAAUUGGCUGUGUUAAUUUGUAGCCCGCACCUUCAGAUCUCAGGUACAUCCCAAAUUCCUUUGCACAAGUUGCAACAUUACUUCAAAGAACGUACUGUUGUAGCCUUUGCAAGUAGUUUUGGGACUUUUUUUAGACUCCAAAAUGCCAGUGAACCCAGAAGUUGCAUUAAUAGUUGCUUUCUUUAUAAGUGAAAACACGGCAAAAGCUUUCACUUUUUGUGGGAUACAUCCCCGUGCAACAAAUCAGCUCAACAUCAUUGCUGGAUAUUUCUUAGAACUAGUGAGGUACUGAAUUGGAAAUUGAGGUGGCAUGAAGGCAGCUCUGAGGAGGAAGAAAGGAGCAAUGUGGUAAGACUUGCUUGUGUACAUGGGAUUUUUGAGAAUGGAAAUAUUAGUGUAAUCUAUGGCUGUACUUCUCUGUAACCUUUAGAGAUAUAGUGAUACAUGUAUUUUAAGGAACAUUCAGGUGCAUUAUUUCUGGAAAAGAAAUAUAGUGUCCAACUUAUUUCAAAAUACAUCUUCAAUAGGAAUAAAACAACUGUUCACUUCUGUUCAUCUCUGCAGACUGAAGAUUUCUACUCUCAUUGGUAGUUUUAGCUUCUGUCUCUAUGUUGCUGUGUGCAGAUUCUGCCACCUAUGCUGUACUCGUGUUUCUGAAAUUACAUAUUUACCUACCAGGGGAAAAAAAAUAAAUCUUUUUUUGUAUGUGUUUUAUGAUCCUGGCAGAUUACUGAUGUUUAAAUUAAAUUUCUGAUGUCUGCAUGGUCCAGGCUAAUGUGAGGGCUUUUGGCACCACCCCUUUGUGCAAUAAAGAAUCAAAGCCAGUAGCGUAAGAAAUCUUCUAUCAAAAGCUGAAAGCUAGAUUCAUAAAAUCACUUAUGCAGGCAUUAUGAGAUUUUCCCAUGGAAAGUUUAUGUGGGAGUUUGGGAAAAACUGAUUCAAGAACAGCAUUAUUUGCACUAUAUAUAUUCAUCCAGUAGUCAGCAGGCUGGUGCUGGCAUCCCUUGCCAGUUUUAAAGGGUUGCCAGCGCUCAUGAAGCUGCUGCAAAGCCACAUCAGCAGAGUAUCAAGGAGUUUUCUUAUUCUGUGCCCUCCUUCCCCCUUUUCUGACCAGAACUGAAAUGGGUAAAACAGAGAUCAUGAUCCUCAGUGAAUGCGUGUACUCAAUUCUUAUGGCUGUCUGAAAAACUCUACUGUUUUAAAGCCGUUUCAUAACAAAUUAUUAAGGUGGAAGUGCUGUAAGACUGGCUUUCUCAUCAGCAUUUCACUUCAUUUCUCAGCUUCAAAAGAAAAAUAAGAGAUAAAAAGGGCAAAUAAUAGACAAACCACUCAGAGUGAAUCAAUUUGCAUUCACUUUGGUCUUUUUUUUUAAUGUAUUUUACUUUGGGUUUAUUUAAGAAAGUGGGUCUGUUUCUCCGUCUGCAUGAGGACGAUAUGAUUUGUGCUACAAGAGUUCUUCCUUGUUAAUAGGGAUGAUUCGAACGGCAAGGUAAUUCACCACUGCUUUGGCUGGAGCUAAUAUUGGGCUCCAAAAUCAGUUCUGUAAUUUCUGACAAAUGGCCAAGGUUUCUUGAAUAGGCAGAGCUUUCUGUUUUGUGUAGGGAACACACAAUCCAGUCUUUUGUUGUGGUUGCCACUGCUGUUGUUUCUCCCCCAUUCACAAUGGAGAGUGGGGUUUUUUGUGCUGAGUGGAAAAACAGUGCCAAAAUUCGGGCUUGCUUAUGUUUAAUGUGAUUUUAAUUUUUGUGAUAGCCAUAAGCAGUAUAAGAGAUUUUGUAAUAUGGAUCCCCUGUAUCCUGAUCUCUAAGUCAAGAAGACAUAUUGGUGAUGAAAGUUUUAUCUGUCACAGGCAUGUCAAGAUGAGUGAUUGCUGGAUGAUUCAACCCAAAUGUAUAGGAACUGUUUAUAUAGAGAUUGCCAAACAAAUUCCAUUGCUUUUCUUUUUAUCUAAAUUCUUGAAUAAAUUACUAAAUAAAAUAGUCUGUGUUUGGAAUGUAUGGCUGUGGGAUAUAUGGAAACUCACAGCAUGUGGGGGGAAAAAAGUUAAAAUAGGGAAAUAUAAUAGUUUGUAAACUUUAUGUGAAUAUAGGUACAUCAUAUAUAGACUCAAGGUUCAAUUUGCUGAUCAAAGCAUCCAAAUAACUUUGGAUUUAAUAAUGUCGGCAAUGAAUGCUAAUAUAUGGAAAUUGAAAAGCAUGGAGCAACAAUAGCUAGCCACGCUUACCAGUAUUACCCUGCAGCAUGUAGAUUUACAUUUUUUUGUUUUGUUUUGCAAUCGCAGUUUGGAAAAUGUGUGUUCUUUUUCCCUUCUUCCAUACUUCUGAAUGUGGGUUCUCCUGAACAAGCUUAGACAAGAUUCAAGCUAAACAAUAGGGCAACAUCAGAACCUUUGAAGGCUCAGUUUGGAUAGGUACCCAAAGCCUGAGUCUGCUUUGAUGUAUGUGGGCUCAACUCCGGUUGCCCUUGGUUGCCCUCUCUUACCUAUGUAACUUGUGUCUGGAAACUCUUGCCAAAUUUUUUUUUUUUUUUUAAAAAAAGGACAUUUUUGCAAACUCAUGUUCAUCCUGAUUCUGGUCUGGCUGGAAAAGUACUACAAUAAUGCCCUCUCCGGUGGUGAUUUAAUAUUACUGUUUUAGGUCUGGGCUGUAGACUUCUGCCUCCUUCCCAGUUUCUGAAGUUUCAUUCCUGUUUCAAAUGGGAGGAUUUUGCCUCUAGUUGGAAACAAAAUUAUUUGAACUUUUCUGGAAUGCUAGCCAAAACCAUCCUCUAUCUCCCUUGCAUCUUUUCCUCUUCUCCCAAGUAAUUUAUGGUUCCAUUUGACUGAGGUUUUGGGCAAGGGCACUCUGAUGCCUUCCUCUCAUAUCACAGACCUCACCUGGCAGAAAGGGAUAGCACAUCUCAGACUUUCUUCUCAGUCAGUGGGGCUUUUGCCAUUACCUUCAAGGGAAAUUGGAUCAGUCCAUUAUAUUCUUAAUGCAAAAGAACAAAUGAGUCAUUUCUUGUACCCAUACCUGAUUGCUCUUGCCUAGGAGCCAGGAGGUCACCUUCUUUCCUCACUCUUCAUCUGAAGGUAGCACUGUGCUUGCCUUGCCAGUACACUCAACUCAGAUUCAGUUCUGAGUCAUUUGCAAACCCUAAACUCCCAUUGUCUUCAAAGGACAUUUGGAUUACAGAGAGCACCGAGUUUACUCAGGCUGAAAAGAAAUUGAAACAUAUGAGAUUGCCACACCUACUAGAAGAGUUUGGCAAGACGGUGGUUGUUUACCCUAAAGACAGUGGGGAUGUGAUAGACGUGCCCCCAGCCCAGGGGGUCUUUAAUUCUUGGUAGUACAAGAUUGAGGGAAAACUCUACUCCAUUGGCAAAAAGCAAACUUUAAACACUUAAAAUAUUUCCUUUUUUUUUUUUUUUUCAGAUUUAGGUUGUAGAGUGAGAGCUAUAAGAUGUCACUGAUACCAGCAUCAUUACAAUGUUGACUGGUCACUUCUAUUGGACGUGGGGUUAUAUAUAACUUCUUUAAAAACAAAUAGUAAAAUUUUAAGCAUUGAGGAUUAGGAGCAAUUUAUUUUUCACAGAAGUCAGUGAUUCUAUCUAAAGGCAGUUGAACUGUCUUUGAAGGAUCUGGUAUCUCCAAAAGGGAACACCAGAGUAAGUGGACCUCUAGUUUCAUCCGAAAGGGAAUAUUCUGCAUCCUAUAAAGUGCAACAACAGAUAAUUAAUAGAAUAACCAGAAGAUUUGGAGAGGAUGGCAGGCAGGGCUCUCGUAGGAGGUGUCAGUCCUGGCAGAAGUCAGUUACUUUAUUGCAGUAAGCAAAUCAGGCUGGAUUCUCGCAGUGGUGCAAUAACAGUGGAUUGGGGAGCAUGCAAAGCAGCAUCAAUACAUAAAAAUUAAACUACUUUUAAUAUACAAAGCUGAGUUUAGAUAAAUGCAGAACAGAGAAGCAAAGGCAUAAUAUUCUCUGAAAGUGCAGCCUUUUAAUGCUGUUUUGGAGACUAAUUUACAUACAAAUAAAAUGUCAGCUUAUCCCAUAACUGUCAUGAUAAAUUGGAGCACUUAGAUUUUUGCAUGAGAUGCUCCUUCUGUACCUUAUUAAAUUACAGGAUCUUGGCCUUUUGCCAAGUGCUAGGGUGAUGCUUUCUUUACUGAAAUACAUACAGGAGAGGGAUAUGGACCUGGACAUCUAGAGAACCCAGGUUCAGUCACUAGACAAGAACUCUGCCUGCACGUCACCUUGAACACUUUGAAAUUUUAAUUUCUCUGUAGAUAAUAUUUGUCCAUAAAAUGGCAGUGAUGUUAGUUUUCCUGUUUCACAAGCUUUGUUAAGUUUUAAUUAUUUGUAAUGUGUACAGAGUGCUUUUAGGUACUUGAUUGGAAGUGAGGGCAAUGUGAAAUCUUGCCUUGUUGGGUUCUCCCAUCCUACAUGGAUGGCAGUGGAGGGCAGGUAGGAACAAGCUGUCUGCAGCAGGCCAGUAAGAAAUGCAGAAUAGCAACCUGCUGUGCUCAGGGACUUGUAAAUAAAAGCAGUUUUAGAAUUCUUCAUUUUGGUUGCAAGACAGGAUACAAUUCUCCUUCAUGUCACCUCUUUAGAUACAUCACCUUUUGACUUCAGUUUCUCCUGAAAGUGUCUGUGUGAUUACCCCAGGAGUGAGCUUAAAAUGAAAUAAGUGCCUGGAAGUGGGCUUAAACAAUCUAUUUUGAAAUGCCACUCCUAAACUCUUUUGAAAUGACCAAGUGUCUGCUUUAUACCCAUAGAAAAGGUUAGAUUUAUUCCAGUGGCUAGAUGAUUACUGAUGUGUGCUGUGCUCUGAAGCAUAAGGUAAUAGAAAAGAUCAUUGUGAAUUAAUUCAGUGUGAAUUAAUAAGAGAUUUACCUGAUGAGAGUUGUUUGAAGGUGAUGGCACUUUGUAGCUGAACAGGAUUUAAGAUGUCCAAAAGUGCACCUUUAGAGAUUUGAGAACGAUCGAUGUUGGGAAAGUAAAUGUAAAUGGGAAGGAGCAAGCUUGAACAGACCACAGCUCUUUUCACUUGUCUCUUUGUUGUAGACAUUGUGGGGAAAAAAACUGCAAACAGCCCUCGGCAAAUUGGUGAUCAGGGGCUAAACUGAAGAGCCUGAAAAUGCAAAGGAGUAGGAGAGUAGGAGGAGAAACAACAGUGUUUUACUGUAAUGGUGUUCUACUAAUACGAUGUUUUCUUCUUCUACUAAUACAUGGUUCUUGCACUUUUUAGAUUGAUGAAGCUAUCAUAAUUUCACUGGAGCAUGUGGAGUAUAAAAUAUCAAACAUACAUUUUGUCCAAUUACAAUGUCUGAUCCUAAUUUUACUGAUACGAGGAAUCAUGUUCUACCUUAGCAAUUUCAGGCAGGAAAGAGUGGACAUGCAGUUUGAGGGCUUGCAGAAAAACAUAUAUAGAUUAAAAACUCAUUUGAAAUUAACCUAUCAGUUACUUAGAGCUGUGACAUUUUCUGUCCUGUAUGGUGUGUGAAGACACUUGUGCCAAAGCAGAAAGGAGGUGGUCUUGUUGAAGAGGCAGUUGCUUGUCAUUAAGCUUAUUCUUCCCUCCCACGGUUUAGGGCCUGACUCUUGGGUUCCUUACAUAAAAGGAGUUGUUCUUGCCUUCCCUUCUCAGCAGAGAAAAGUUAGGGAGGGCCAUGUGUUGGUUGUUUGCUGGCAGGCUUGCUCUGAGAACCACGAGCAAAAGUGGGAGAGAAGCAUCGUGUGUGACUGCCUCCUGCUCUGUGUCCCAGCCAGAGAUGGUGGGGAUGUGAAGCUGAAUAUCUCUUUUCUGUCAUUUCAUUGUGCAAGUGUCCACAAAGGAAGGUAGAACGGCAGCAGCUUUGGCCAGUCCUCUACCACUGUGUCUGAAUCUGGGGUAGUUUGCAUCUAAUGUAAUCUAAUUUUCAGUAAUUUCAGCAAUUUCACUUGGAGUUUCCAGUGUUAUUUACAGGGUUUUUAGAUAAUUUUUUUUAAACACUUAAAUUAGAAAACAUGGCAGGUCUUAGCAAUUGUGGGCCGUAGUAAUGAGCUUGUUAACUUUCUGGUUGUGCCGGACGCAGGUCUGGGCCAGCCCGGCGGGACCGGCUGCCGAGGAGGGCUGGGUGCCGGGUGGCUCCCCCGGGACGGGGCCGCCGCCGAGACGCUUUCCCAGAAAUUCCGUCUCAAAACAGGAGCUCUCUGGCCUCGCAGCUCGUGUGCCUCACAGCUGCUCGAUUGUUGUACGGAGAGUAGGGAGGAGGCUCCGCAUUGAUUAGGACUUUAUGUGCUUGAUAGAAGCCGGCACUUUGAACACUUAGGGGUUUUUAUAUGAAGAACAGCAGACAGUCUUUGUAGUCUAUUUAUGUGUAAUAAAUUGGGUUUUGUUUUGCAUCUUGUGUUUGGUUUUUUUUUUUUCUGUUUUUAUUCUUUUUUUUCCUCUAUUUUUUCUCUUUUGUGAAAGAAAAAGAAGUCUAAAAAGGAGCGAAAUUAAAACCACAGCAUCAUUUUCCCAUGCAGCUCUAGCAAGUAUCCUGCGAUCUCACAUAAUCGGCCGUCCUGCUGGAGUGGAGUGUGGGAAGGUGUCAAAAUAUGUCUCUCAAUCUCUCAAAAUUUUUUUUCUUAAAAGGGAAAGCCAGAUGAAUGCCAAAAGCACUGCUCCCUUCUCUAGCCCUGCAGUAACAAACUACAUGAGUGUAUGUUAUUAAGAUUAUAAAGAUUAUAUUUCUAGUUGCUAACGUGCUAUCACAACAGCAAAGGGGGAAAAAAUCUUGAAAAAAUUAUGAAAAUUAGUCUGAUGGUCUCCUUUUAAUAAUAAGAUCACUCCCAACCCCAACAGACAGUGUAGGCUGGAAUUCCACAGGGCUUUUUUGUGGUCCUAAUGAUUUUAAUAAUACUUUGUGCUAUGUAGCACCUUUCAUUAGAGGAUCACAAAGUGCUUUACAGUCACUAAUUAAUUAAGCCUCACAACACUCCUGUGAGAUAGGUAAGUAUUACACAUAUAUUAAGCUGAGACACUGAGAGUUAAUGAUUUUUUGCUGCAUUAUUCUGGGAAAAUGAUUGAUGUUCAAGCGCCGUAUAUGCAUUAUAUGUCUUUGUGUGGGUGUGUAAUAUAUAUGAGUGUAAAAGUAUUAAUUUUACUAUCCCUUAACAAAGAUGUCCUACUUGAGCCUGUUGAAUAUAAAUGUGUAUUUUCAUUUAACUUUUUGUUGCUGCAGCGUAUUGACUGAUAAUAUCACAGUCUUCAUAUACCCUUGACUCAGUUUGCUUUUCGUCUGCUUGUGCAUCUACUUGUACAAAGAUUAGUCAGUGGCAUCUCAUAAAAUUCAAAUAUAUUUCUAGAUGGAUUAUUCUGUUAAAAAGAGCAUAUGACUAAGAUCUGACCUAAACCUGCAGUACAAGCACCAGGCAACAACCAUUCUGUUGCAAUAGGCUUUGAUGACAAGCCAUCACAUUCAGUAAAAGUAAUGAGCAACAACAAUGACCCGCUGGGGAGCUGGUGAUCAGCAGAUAUACAGAUCAGCUCUCAAAAUGUCUUCUGUGUCUUCCGUGCAUCUUCUAAGACAAUUGCAUUAGCCCGCCUGCUAGUUGACUAAUAGAAUUAAUAAUUGUAAAAAGCACUCUAAAGCCACAUGCCUUAUGAAGUCAAUGCUGGGUAUGAUUUUACAAAUAUGGUCCGGAAAAAGAAUCCCCCUCUAAGAAACGUUGCUAGUGAAGGUGAGGUACAGACCCUUGAGUCUACAGGUACUGAAAGUGAAGAGUCUGGAAGGAAAAAAGAAUUUUCUGCAGAGCAGAUGCAAGAAAACACUGACCAGGGUGAUGCGGCAGAGUUAAGUAACACGGAGGAACUUUGCAUGCAUGUCCAAGAGCCAUCUUCCAGUGUUAAAAAGGACUUGAAAAGCUCAGUGCUGAGUGAAAAGGCUGGCUUCAAUUAUGAAAGCCACAAUAAGGGAGGAAAUGUUCCAUCCUUCCCUCAUGAUGAGGUGACAGACAGAAAUAUGCUGGCUUUCUCAUCUCCAGCUGUUGGGGGAAUCUGUGAGCCCUUGAAGUCUCCUCAAAAAUCAGAUGCAGAUGACACCCAAGAUGUGGUCUGUACCCCGUCAGGAGAUGCAGCGGAGACAAAUGAGGAGCAUCAGAUGUCGCCAAAAGCUUCAGAUGAAACAGUGCAAGUGCAAAGUGGUCAAACUGAUGGCCAAGGCUCAAGCCCGGUCCCCAUGGCCUCAAAAAACCCACAAGUGCCUUCAGAUGGGGGUUUAAGGCUGAACAAAUCAAAAGCAGAUUUGUUGGUAAAUGAUAAUCCAGACCCAGCGCCUCUGUCUCCAGAGCUUCAGGACUUCAAAUGCAACAUCUGUGGGUAUGGUUACUAUGGGAACGACCCCACAGAUCUCAUCAAACACUUCCGCAAGUACCACCUAGGACUGCACAACCGCACCAGGCAGGAUGCUGAGCUCGACACUAAAAUUUUGGCUCUCCACAACAUGGUGCAAUUCAGCCACUCCAAAGACUUCCAGAAAGUCAACCGCACCGUGCUUUCAGGGGUACUGCAGGACAUCAAUUCCCAGAGGCCUGUCCUAUUAAAUGGGACUUACGAUGUGCAGGUUACUUUAGGUGGAACCUUUAUUGGAAUUGGGCGGAAAACUCCAGAUUGCCAAGGCAACACCAAGUACUUCCGCUGCAAAUUCUGCAAUUUCACCUACAUGGGCAACUCCUCCACUGAACUAGAGCAACACUUCUUACAGACUCACCCAAACAAAAUGAAAGCAGCCCUUCCCUCCUCUGAUACUGGUAAAACUUCAGAGAAAAACUCCAAUAAAUCCAGUCCUACUCUUCGACCAUGUGAUUCUGGAGACUUGGGGAAGUGGCAAGACAGAAUCACUGUAAAAGCAGGAGAUGAUACGCCAGUUGGAUAUUCGGUGCCCAUCAAGCCAAUAGAUUCCUCUAGACAAAAUGGUACCGAUACUACCAGUUACUACUGGUGUAAAUUUUGCAGUUUCAGCUGUGAAUCGUCCAGCUCUUUGAAACUAUUAGAACAUUACAGCAAACAGCAUGGGGGAAGCCAGGCAGGAAGCCUCCACCCAGAUCUGAAUGAUAAGCUUUCUAGGGGAUCUGUCAUUAACCAGAAUGAUCUAGCCAAAAAUGCAGACGGGGAGUUAGUGACAAAGACAGAAAAGGGUGCGAGUGUGGCAAAAAAGAAAGACUUGAGUAGCAAAGGAGCAGAGGACAGCAUGGUGACAAGCUACAACUGUCAGUUUUGUGACUUUAGGUACUCAAAGAGCCAUGGCCCAGAUGUAAUAGUGGUGGGCCCACUUCUCCGUCACUAUCAGCAGCUACACAACAUUCAUAAAUGUACCAUUAAGCACUGUCAGUUCUGUCCCCGAGGCCUCUGCAGCCCAGAAAAGCACCUUGGAGAAAUUACUUACCCAUUUGCUUGCAGAAAAAGUAAUUGUUCCCACUGUGCUCUCUUGCUUUUGCACCUGUCUCCAGGGGUGACAGGAAGCUCUAGAGUCAAACACCAGUGCCAUCAGUGCUCAUUCUCCACUCCCGACGUGGACGUUCUCCUGCUCCACUAUGAGAAUGCACACGAAGGCCAAGCGUCUGAUGUCAAACCAGAAACAAACGCCCUGCCAGGGGCAGAGGGGCCGCUGACGCUCAAGGAGAACAAAGAACACUCAUGUACCAAAUGUGACUUUACCACCCAGGUGGAAGAAGAGAUUUCCCGACACUACAGGCGAGUACACAACUGCUACAAAUGCCGUCAGUGCAGCUUCACAGCUGUUGACACUCAGUCACUACUAGAGCACUUCAACACUGUGCACUGUCAGGAGAUGGACAUCACUACAGCCAACGGGGAGGACAGUCAUGGCGUUUCAUCUAUCAAGGAAGAGCCAAAAAUUGACCUUAAGGUCUACAGUCUGAUUAAUCCAGACCCCAAAUUAGGGGAGCCCAUAUCUGACAGCAUAGUGAAGAGAGAAAAGAUAGAAGAUAAGGAAGUGCUCAAGGAGAAAGGCUGGACUGACAGUCCCAGUGAUGAUCUUCGCAAUGUGACCUGGAGAGGAGCAGACAUUUUGAGGGGGAGCCCAUCAUACACACAGACCAGUCUAGGCUUACUGACCCCCGUGUCUGUUGGCCAAGAGCAGCCAAAGCCUUUAAGGGAUAGUCCAAAUGUAGAAGCUGCCCAUCUCGCAAGGCCCAUUUAUGGCUUGGCAGUGGAGAGCAAGGGUUUCCUGCAGGGUGUCCCAGCCGGAGCAGCAGAGAAAGCCGGGCAGCUCAGCCAGCCCUACUCUGGAUCCGGGGACGGCAAGGCAAAAGAUGAAUCCCAGUCCUUAUUACGGAGACGUAGAGGCUCGGGUGUUUUCUGUGCCAAUUGCCUGACCACAAAGACCUCUCUCUGGCGGAAGAAUGCAAAUGGUGGAUAUGUAUGCAACGCGUGUGGCCUCUACCAGAAGCUCCACUCGACUCCCAGGCCUUUAAACAUCAUUAAACAGAACAAUGGUGAACAGAUCAUUAGGAGACGAACAAGAAAGCGCCUUAACCCGGAGGCACUUCAGGCUGAGCAGCUAAACAAACAGCAGAGGGGUAGCAGUGAGGAGCAAGUCAAUGGAAGCCCCUUAGAGAGGAGGUCAGAGGAUCAUUUACCUGAAGGUCAUCAGAGAGAAAUUCAGCUUCCCAGCCUCAGUAAAUACGAGGCCCCAGGUUCAUUGACUAAAAGCCAUUCUGCUCAGCAGCCAAUAUUGGUCAGCCAAACUCUGGAUAUUCACAAAAGGAUGCAACCUUUGCACAUUCAGAUAAAAAGUCCUCAGGAAAGUACUGGAGACCCAGGAAACAGUUCAUCGAUAUCAGAAGGGAAAGGAAGCUCAGAGAGAGGCAGCCCGAUAGAAAAAUACAUGAGACCUGUGAAACAUCCAAACUAUUCUCCACCUGGAAGCCCUAUUGAAAAAUACCAGUACCCACUCUUUGGACUUCCGUUUGUACACAAUGACUUUCAGAGUGAAGCUGACUGGCUGAGAUUCUGGAGUAAAUAUAAGCUGUCUGUUCCUGGGAAUCCACACUACUUGAGUCAUGUGCCUGGCCUACCAAAUCCUUGCCAAAACUAUGUGCCUUAUCCCACCUUUAAUCUGCCUCCUCAUUUUUCAGCUGUCGGAUCAGACAAUGACAUUCCUCUAGAUUUGGCGAUAAAGCAUUCCAGACCUGGGCCAACUGCAAAUGGUGCCUCCAAGGAAAAGAGUAAGGCACCACCAAAUGUAAAAAAUGAAGGUCCCUUGAAUGUAGUAAAAACAGAGAAAGUUGAUAGAAGUACCCAAGAUGAACUUUCUACCAAGUGUGUGCACUGUGGCAUUGUCUUUCUGGAUGAAGUGAUGUAUGCAUUGCAUAUGAGUUGCCAUGGUGACAGUGGACCUUUCCAGUGCAGCAUAUGCCAGCAUCUUUGCACGGACAAGUAUGACUUCACAACUCACAUCCAGAGGGGCCUACACAGGAACAAUGCACAAGCUGAAAAGAAUGGAAAACCUAAAGAGUAAACCUUAGCACUUAGCACAAUUAAACAGAAAUAGGUUUCCUUGAUGGGAAUUCAAUAGCUUGUAAUGUCUUGUGAAGACCUAUAAAGCACUUCAUAUAGAGAGCAUGCCUUAUCCAAUAUUAAAUCCCUUGUUAUUUUCUUUUUUUUCUUUUUAUUCUUUAUUUUUUCCUUUUUUUUUCCUUUUUUUUCCUUUUUUUUUUCUUUUUUAAAUGAGUGGGUUACCAAGAAAAAAGAACAGUUGAAUGGUGGCCAGAAGGGGAGGAAGAUAAUUCAGUGGGACAUGGCCCACCAAAGCUAGCCAGAAUGCAGUGAAUCAUGCCGAAUAACCUUGAGAAAAUUUUACUGGACAAUUAAUACCUUUGCUGUUGUGUAAGAGACAUAACUGGCAAGUGUGCAAAGAUGUGUAUAUGUAUAUACUGCUGCAGGGGUGUAGUGAACAUAUGCACAUUGUAUAUAAGAACUAGACAUGUUACAUAUACAGAGUUAAAAGGUCAUUUUCUUUAAUUUGGGCAAAUUUCUGCCCUACAACAUGCCUUAGGAUCACAUUGUCCUCAGAGCUUUAGCAGCAACGUCAUAUAUGUGUUUCUCAGACUCAGCUGAUUUUUAGCUACCAUUUUAUCACUACAUUCUUUCUGGCACACUUUAGUCUAGGAAAACCAUUUUCUGCAAGUGAAUUCUCUAAUACAGAAGACACAUUCCAGGUUUAAUUUGCAUAGAAUAAGGUAACCUGCUGUAUUUUAUUUUAAUAUAUUUUUAAUAUAUUACAUUUCUAAACCUUAAAGUCUAAGGUUACUUCUCCACAGGCUUAACAUUGCUAUACAUACCAGUCAAUCCCUUCAGUAGACUUAUACCAGCUUUUGCUAAGUAGCAUUAAAUGUCUUCAUAGUACUUUUUAAUACUUAAAGCUUUUUAAAAACUAUCCAUGAAGGGAAAGCUCCUCAGCAUAACUGCUCAGGGAAAUAGGGCUAAAUAACUAAAUAUUAAAUAAUUGGUUAAAGGUGCUGUUAGACGAGCCUCCAUGCUUGCUACAAGGGUGUACAAGAACUGACUUUAAUCAUUUUCAUUAUAGUGUCCCAACCAGUAGUUUAUUAUUUUGCCACAGGGAUGUAGAAGAUAUUACAAGCUACUGGAUGCACUGUCAGAUUAACUUAUUUCAUUAAAGAAGUUGGGAGAACAAAUAGAAAAAAACCUUAUUUUUCUAGUAAAUAUUAAUGUAUUACAUUUCAAAUAAUGGUGCCUGACAUAUUGAAUAAUUAUUUUCUACAGUGUACGUAUGCAACAAAGAUAUUCCAUCAUGCAUUAGAGUCAGUUCUGGCUCUGCCUCGCUGUUUACAUUUGCAAAUGUAGCAAACAAGGUAAUGAAGCAACUAUUUCUAUUGCAGUAGGUAUCUUUUUUUCUGUGUGUGUGCAUUAAAGUUGUAAACGAUAACAUGAAAUGAAUGAAAUUUGUUGAUAUUAAUGGUAUGAAAAACAAGAAGGAAAUGAAAAUAUUUUUAUGCCUACUUAGGAAAAAAGGGUAGCACUAUUCAUUCCAAGUACUUUUGUAUUCUUAAGCUCUUAACUCACAUUGUUAUGCUUAAAAUGAUAAACAUAUAUCCUCUUUUUAUUGCUUUGUCUGUGUUUCAGAAGAAACAUUUCAGAAAUUAUUUUGAUAAGUGCUGUUUGACGAUGCAGCACUGAUAUUUUAUUGCAUUCUGUAGUAGCAUUGCACUCCAUUUUUACAAUAUUACGCAGUUGCUUUUUUGUUUUGUUUGGGUUUGUUUCUUUUUCGCAGUGCAGGGUCUUAGUUCCUUAUGGUUGGAUGGCAGGUGUAGCUCAACUGGUUCAUGAAUGUUGCAGCGAAUGAAGUUUAAAAUGUCUUUCUGAUAUUAUGUUGUCUUUUAUUUCUCCAUUCAUGCAUUUUAUUUUUUAAAAUGUUCUAUAAAAAUAUCUCUGGACUAAGUCCUCUCUUGAGAUUAUAUGUAAAGGGUCCUAUUCUGAUCUCACUUACAUGCCGCCUUUCUCAGAUUUUCAUGUAAUUGAACUUAAGCAUCAUAAAAAAAAAAAAAAGUUCUUGUAUUUAACUUACCUGAAUCUCACCACUCUCCCUUCUAGUAUUUGGUGCACUUACUAAGAUACUUAACCAGAUAAACAGGGAGGUGGAAAAUAAAAGGAGAGGUGAUAGGAAAUGUCUUAUAGGGGUUGGCAAAAGGAAAACCAGGAGGGAACUGGCCUAAACAUUCAGCACUUUGCUAGUCUUUUGAGAAAUAAUGUGCCUAAAGCAGCUGGCAACAAACAUCACCAAGCAUGAGAGGCACUUACACAGUUGAUCACCAAAGGUCUCACUGACCUUGGCAGUAUUUAGAUGUUAUAUUUUCACAGAGGUGAGACAUUAUUGCACAGUUUCUCUGAUUUGUUAGGCACAGACAGGCUAUUGUUCAGCAUUAGGCUGCAUUCCUUCCUGCUCCACCCAUUGCUUCUUUACUGGUGAGCAGCAUAUGGAACAUCCCACUCAAUCUGCUGUGAUUGAGUUCUGUAACCCUUCAGUAGUGUUCUAGGUUAGCAAAGGAUGUUGGGCCACAUUCUUCUUCUUCUAUUUUUUUAGAUGAAUCUCCAGCUUGAUACCAGUGACAAAUUCUGGUUAUGUUUUUACUAUUGUUCUCCAAUAAUAAGUUCUGACUUGGUUUUUGUGGAUUUAUUUUUGUUGGGUAUUUUCUGUUUCUUUUUUUUUUUCCUGUGGGGACUGAAAUAGAUUGCCCUCGUUUCAUUACGUCAGGGUCCAGUGUGUGUCCCUUUUCAGCUUUUCCAAGGAAGAUGUUAUACUCAGUAAGCAGUGAUUUUUAUCAGCUUCAAAGGCAGCUGCCUGCCAAUUUUCAGUAGUUACUGGUUUGACUUACUUCACUUCAGACGUACCAGUUCCUCUGGCUUCUUCAUUGAUAGAAGCUGCAUCUUCAUGGCAAAAUAUUUUAGAGGGACAUGUGCAUUGUAAGACUUGAGCACUACCCUGAACUUUGUAACACUUCUUGCUAAACUCAGAAGCAGAGGCAAAUUAACAGGAAAUACACAUAUCAGGGUUUGGGGAUGAGGAGAAAUGAAAUCUUAUGAGUGCAAAGAACAAGACAGAGCUUUGAAUGUUACUAUUGCACACCUAGAUGAUGCAAAUAAAAUUUGAAAAGAAGUUCAUUGUUCUUGCCAUGACAUAUUGAGAUGUUCUAAGAUUUCUGCUUUUUAAGAAAUGGGAUUUUGCUGUAGCCUGUUCUUUUUUACUGGGAUAGGGGGAGCACAGUUUUGCUUCUUAACAAAAGAGAGGUGACUCCAUCCAUCUUCCAGACCCCCUCACAAUGGGUAUAAUAAAAAGAAAAAAAAUCCUGACACAGGAAAAGAAUAAUCUUAUUUAAUAACUUUCAUAUGGAAACCAAUGUUAGCACACACAAGUAAUUACUGCACCCACUGUGUUUCAAUCAACUUACAGCACUAAAAAUUGAACUUUCAAACAAUCAGUCUUUGUUCUCAAUUUGUCAGUGGCUUCAAGGUGGUGAACUUCUCUUACUAAAGGAACGGUAGUGUAAGAUCUUAAAACAUAUCUCAAAUUGGACAACCAAAUAAGUAGAUGUUUCAAAACUAGAGGAUUUGUGGUGCCUGUCACUAAUCAGAUUGUGGAACGGGCACAGUGUUUCCAGUAACUCUCUGUAUAGAUGGAGCCAUCCUGUGACAUCAUCUGCAAACCAGAUUGUCCCUAAGCUGUCACUUCAUGGCUGCUGCCCCCUCAAUGCUGCAGGAGAUGAUGUUCCACAGCACAGUUUGUGUUCAGGUGCCAAAUUUAGACUGCUUUCCAAAGGAAGUGUUGCACCUAAUUGCCACCGUGCUGAUGAAACUCCUCCCUUAAUUUUGAAUGGACUAUGCAGAAAGGGGGAAUGACACGGGAUGCACAUAUCUUGGUUUGGCCUGAAAAAGGCACUGUUGUCUAUUGUGACAGUUUUAAAGAGAGAGAAAAUUGAGACAUCUCCAAAGGUUGAGACACACUGUGAGCAAUAGAUUAUUUUUGCAGUUAGAGGGGCAGCAGGACAAGUGACUGAUGCUAAUUGUAUACAGUGCUGAAACACAGUGAUUGCGCAAUGGGAAAAACUGAUUUGGCAACUGUGGAUUAGUACUCAGUUCAGGGACAGACUUUCAAGUCCACCCUUGGACUGGACACUGUUGUUUUGUAGUCAUAACUACUUGCUUUAUGUGCUAAGGAUGUUGUCUACCAUCUGCUUUUUACCCAGUAUGUCUAAAUAUAUUCUCAUUUUUGCUCCUGUAUUGAUUUUUCUUGGCUGACUUAACAUGCUAAUUCCUAAUACUGGUCAGGAAAAGCCAAGGAGAUUAGAAGGUCACUUCUGUGCAGCCAGAAGGGUAGAUAUAUUUCCUUCUGCUUCUGUGGAGACAGUUAUGCUUGGCAAGGAGCAGUGAGCAAUUUGUCAGCAUAUCCCAAACGUGAUAGAUAAGUGAGAAAUCCCUUCUAAACUUUUCUCUAAAGUUAAGAUGGGCCAAGUCAUAUGAUUUACUUAAGUUUCUCACCUCAGAAUAGGAUUCCUCACUACCCUCUUCCUCACCGUUUUUAUUUCAUUCAGCCAACUUGGGAAAGCUGGCAGUUGGGGAGAUGCUACUUGUAUAGUAAUCACACACACCCCAAUUUGCUUCAAGAGGAUAAAAGACAGUAAUUAAAUGGUUGACAGCCACAUAAAUACCUGUUUCAUUUGAUUCUUUGUUACACUUAGUAAAAUUCCUUUACUAGGAAAGCAAAAUUACACUUAAUAAAGUAAAAACAUUGUGACAGCUACCACAGUUUUCCAUUCCUAUCAUUUUGGCCUCUGAGCUCUGUGUAGGAGAACAGGAGAAAAGGAAACAUCUCAAAAUGCCAUUGUAAAUUUAGCUUAUAGAAAAUUCACCAGCAGGAAAAGGAAAAAAAAAAAAAAGAAAAAAAUUGCUUCAUAAAGAAUGACUUCAUGUUGCUAAAAACCAUCAUUAAACUUGUAGCCCUGAUUUGACUCUAGAAUGCUGGCUCUUAAUGUUUUGUCCUUACAACACAUGGAUGUGUUUUUUGUUCUGUUUUGUUUCGGGUUUUUUUGUUUUGUUUUGUUUUUUGGUUUUCAUAGUGCAUGUUCAUUUCUACUCACAAACAUGUUCUUGGUGUAUUUCUUAUGCAAACAAUCUUCAGGCAGCAAAGAUGUCUGUUACAUCUAAACUUGAAUAAUAAAGUUUUACCACCAGUUAUAAAUCA
Motacilla alba alba is the source of this 26558-nucleotide messenger RNA. RefSeq names its product transcriptional repressor GATA binding 1 (gene TRPS1). Gene Ontology annotation, biological process: regulation of transcription by RNA polymerase II. The record is from RefSeq and is a predicted model, not a curated record. Gene Ontology annotation, molecular function: DNA-binding transcription factor activity; zinc ion binding; RNA polymerase II transcription regulatory region sequence-specific DNA binding. The transcript is spliced from 7 exons. Lineage: Eukaryota; Metazoa; Chordata; Aves; Passeriformes; Motacillidae. Gene Ontology annotation, cellular component: nucleus. The coding region runs from base 17436 to 21320 and encodes 1294 amino acids.